Molecule: messenger RNA, 3177 nt
Organism: Tachysurus fulvidraco (yellow catfish)
Lineage: Eukaryota; Metazoa; Chordata; Actinopteri; Siluriformes; Bagridae
Product: zonadhesin-like
Exons: 8
Coding region: 174-1643 (489 amino acids)
Source: RefSeq, a predicted model, not a curated record
GAAACUACAGAAAGAGGAAACAGCCACAAACCAGAGAGAAAACCGAGGCAGAGAAGUGGAUUCUAUAACAAGUACAAUAGACUUAUUACAAAAGAUUAUAAAGAUUCAAAAAUUUAAUUCAAUAGCAGACAAAAGUUUUUGAGAAGAUCAGUGAAGCUUUAGUUCAGUACAGAAUGAAGAAUUUCUUUUCCUUCAUAACCUUCUACCUGAUCUCAGGUUCAGUGCACUGCUUUGAUGUGAUCAGUUAUCCUGGAGGUCAUGUCAUAAUUUACUUCAUGAAUCCACCAAUCAAGUCAUCUGUGCAUUUUUGCAAAUUUAAAGCAGAGACAGAGUGUAAAUAUUUGAUCACAGCUCGGGUCUCAGAGUUAAACAACCUGAUUCAUAACGACAGAAUUGCUCUGUUGUACACUAGAGGAAUAAUUACACUGAGGUACAUAAACCUGAGUUUACAGGAUACUGGAAUGUAUCAGUUUGGAGAAUUCAGCGGGUGGAAUCGCAACAUUAACCUGAAAGUGAACAGUGAUCCAUGUUGUAGUGGGACAAAAGCAGUCACAGGUCAUUUGGGACAGAAUCUGAUGAUCAGCUGCUUCUAUCCAGUAAAGUUUGAAACAAACCCCAAGUCCUUCUACAGACUAGAUGGUUUCAAUGGAUCUGAACUGAUCCGUACCAGUGGAACAGAACAACACCAGGACGGCAGGUUCUCCAUUUCUGAUGACAGGAAGAAUAAAGUUUUCAGUGUGAACAUCACUAAUUUGAGAAAAGAUGAUGGAGGACUUUAUUCCUGCGCAUUUACUGAAGACAUGAGUUUAUUCGGUUAUCUGUCGCUCUUCACAGUAAUUCAGCUCCAAGUUACUGAAGUAACAAAAGACACAACAGAGAAUACAGAUGGCACAUCAGACACAUCUGAGUCUGGAGGAUCCACAUUCAUCAUCAUCAUCAUCAUCAUCAUCAUCAUCAUCACUGUGUGUGUCUUUGUGCUGCUGAUUGGAGGAUUUGUACUCGGCUACAAGUUGAGACACAAAACACAAGAUUCUGCCCCUUUAAGCCAGAGAACAGAAACAAAUAACACGGCUGCUGAUUAUGAAAACGAUCUACUUCAGAUUCAGAACAUCAUGAUGUCUCCGGUCUACCAAAGCCUAAUUCCCAAUACAAACCAAUCAGAUUCAGUCUACCAGAGUCUAGAGGCUAACACCAACCAAUCAGAUUCAGUCUACCAAAGCCUAACUCCAAGCACUAACCAAUCAGAUUCAGUCUACCAAAGCCUAACUCCAAGCACUAACCAAUCAGAUUCAGUCUACCAAAGCCUAACUCCAAGCACUAACCAAUCAGAUUCAGUCUACCAAAGCCUAACUCCAAGCACUAACCAAUCAGAUUCAGUCUACCAAAGCCUAACUCCAAGCACUAACCAAUCAGAUUCAGUCUACCAAAGCCUAACUCCAAGCACUAACCAAUCAGAUUCAGUCUACCAAAGCCUAACUCCAAGCACUAACCAAUCAGAUUCAGUCUACCAAAGCCUAACUCCAAGCAUUAACCAAUCAGAUUCAGUCUACCAAAGCCUAACUCCAAGCACUAACCAAUCAGAUUCAGUCUACCAGAGUUUAGAGAGUAACACAAACAAUCAGAUUCAGUCUACUGGAUUCUAGACAUCAACACCAACUAACUAUCAUCAGUCAGAUUUAUUUUUCUGGAGCUUAACUCUCAAAACCAUGUUAAACGAAAGCAAUGUAAAACUUUGUAUCCUGUUAUCAUCUAAACCUGUAAAUGCAUUCUGCACAUGUCCAGACACUGGGAUGUGAUUCUAUUUUUUUCUAAUCUUGUGUAUUUAUUCUCAACAAUGUUUUUUUUUCUAUCUAAACUUGGCAUUGUGUACAUAUUCUGUAUUUAUACAAAAAGACAGAAAAUGUGUAAAGGAACUAUUUCUGCUUUAUCAAUCAGCAAUGUUGUUCAUGGGAAACAUUCUUAAGGUAGAUUUUUAUAUUCAGCUAUUUGUUUUAUUUAACCAGUCAGAACAGUAAUAUGAUUUCAGCUGAAUUUUAUUGCAGACCGUCUCCCACUGGUCAUUUCCCAACAUCCCCACUAGUUAGCUCUUCUCAUCACACACUUGCAUGUGAUUCCUCCAAGACACAUGAAGACACUGCACUUUUCCAUCUUCUGUUCAUGCUACAUCACAGGGCAGCUGAACAUCUCUUACUCAUACGUGAGCUCAAAGAACCACACAAUUGGUCAAUGUUACUCUGAAUUUCAGGGGAAGAAGUAACACCAUCCCUCCCACUCAGACAGCACAGCCACUUCUCUCAAAUUUCCAAACACUGAUGGCUGUGACAUCAUCAAAAUUUACGUCAGAAAUAAACGUCAGAUUUCUCAGUAGAAUUUUUUUUUACAGAGCAACACUGUGCAUUAACUAACUAAGCAUGUUUGUAUAUAAAGCCUGACUAACAUAAUAGUUGCAUUUUUUUUAUCAUGUAUAAUGGAUUUUUUACAACUUCUGCAACAAACUACUGCAGAUACGCUUGUUUAAAAAUAAAUGUAGCGUGUCCAAUAAUUUAAUAAACUAAUUUAAUAAAGAAAAAAGAUCCUUUUGCAAUUAAUCAAAAUAUUUCAUUUUCUUUGAUAAAUCUUGCACAUGGUCAUUAAAUAAUUUAAAUUGUUCAAUUAAUUAAAAUUAAGAGAGAAGCUUAGACAGUGUAUGCAGUUGAAAAUCUACAUUGCAGUUUUUAUCAUCUAAUUUCCUAUAUUUAAUCUGUUAAAACAUAAGAUUUCCCUAAAUUAAGCAGCCAACCAUAGUGUGAAGUUGUUAGGAGCUCCUGGGACAUUUCAGUACCAGAUUACCAGAAGAUGCUGGAAGUUAUUUCUUCAUAACUGGCUUUUCUCUUUGUUCCCCACAUAAGCUGUGUUUUACUCUUCCUUCCACCAACCGCUAUCAUGCCACCGGUUCCUUAUUUACCCGAAUGUUUUGCCCUAUAUAUAUAUCAGCCCUUCUGUGUCUGUCUUUUUACAGUAAGUCAUUUGUGUUUGCAUGAUAUAGUCGGAAGUUUUUCCAGGUCAUUCCUAUGUUUUUUUAUUCAUGUUGUAUUUGUAGGGACACGGUGGCUUAGUGGUUAGCACGUUUGCCUCACACCUCCAGGGUCGGAGGUUCGAUUCCCGCCUCCGCCUUGUGUGUGUGGAGUUUGCAUGUUC